ACUUUCUGCCGAACUAUAAUAUAAAAAAUUAAUAAAAUAACGAAAAACUAAAUAAAGCCAGGGCUAGUAGUGCUGGUACCCAAAGCCGUAAAACCAUAGAUAAAAAAAGCCAACUAUUGUGUGUAGUCUUUUUUUUAUCUGUGGAACACGAAAAUUGUCCAAGAAUAUUCCAUUUCGUUAUCGUUCUUUCGUUAAUUUGUGAUGUCUAAUAAACAAUUAUAGUAUACAUUUACUGUAUUAGCCCAUAAUUAGACUUAAAGUUUUUAAAGUGAUCAAAAACAAAUAAUGGAAUUGUUGCAGGGCGGCGAGAGCCUGACGCUGCCGCCGCAGCCGCUGCCACCGCAGCCGCUGCAGUCGCUGCAGUCGCUGCAACCGCUGCAACAGCUGCAACCGCUGCAGCCGCUGCAACCGCUGCAGCCGCCGGCGCCGACCGCGCUGCCCGCGCUGCAGCCGCCGGGCGCGGGUGGUUUCAUCGCCGCGCCCAUCUACGACUUGCAGCAGGUCGGAGAUGUAUUCACAGGUCCGGGCGCGCGCUGCCCCACACUGCCGGCCAUCCUGGGGGGCUCCCUGCCGCGACUGUCGGCCGAGCAGGCGGACGCAGUCGGACGAGCCAAGAAGUACGCCAUGGAGCAGAGCAUCAAGAUGGUGCUGAUGAAGCAGACGUUGGCUCACCAGCAGCAGCAGAUGGCGUCGCAGCGCACGCAGGUGCAGCGGCAGCAGGCGCUCGCGCUCAUGUGCAGGGUGUACGUGGGCUCGAUAUCGUUCGAGCUGAAGGAGGACACGAUCCGGCAGGCCUUCCUGCCGUUCGGGCCGAUCAAGUCCAUCAACAUGUCGUGGGACCCCGUCACGCAGAAGCACAAGGGGUUCGCGUUCGUGGAGUACGAGAUACCGGAGGCUGCGCAGCUCAGUCUCGAGCAGAUGAACGGAGUCAUGCUCGGCGGAAGAAACAUUAAAGUGGUGGGUCGACCGUCGAACAUGCCUCAGGCACAAGCGGUCAUCGACGAAAUACAAGAAGAAGCCAAACAGUACAACCGCAUCUACGUCGCCUCCAUACACCCCGAGCUGACCGAAGACGAUAUCAAAAACGUGUUCGAGGCGUUCGGGCCGAUCACGUACUGCAAGCUGGCGUACGGCGCCUCGGCGCACAAGCACAAGGGCUACGGGUUCAUAGAGUACGCCACGCUGGCCGCCGCGCUCGAGGCCAUCGCCUCCAUGAACCUGUUCGACCUCGGCGGCCAGUACCUGCGCGUCGGCCGCGCCAUCACCCCGCCCAACGCGCUCGCCGGGCCCCCGCAGGCCUCCGCCAUGCCCACCGCCGCCGCCGUCGCCGCCGCCGCCGCCACCGCCAAGAUACAGGCGAUGGACGCGGUGGCGAGCAACGCGGUCGCGCUCGGCCUCACCAAGCUCAACGCGCUCGGCGUGUCCGCCGCCGCCGCGCUGCCGUCGCUGGCCGCCGCGCUGCCCUCCGCGCUGCCCGCCGCGCUGCCCGUCACGCUGCCCGUGGCGCUGCCCGUGUCGCUGCCCGUGGCGCUGCCCGUGACGCUGGCGGGCGCGCUGCCGCCGCCGCCCGCGCCCCCCGCGCCGCCCGCGCCGCCCGCGCCCGCCGCGCCGCGCGACGCCGACCCCGACGACGGCGCGCUGGUGGCGCAGGCGGCGCUGCAGCGCAAGCUGCUCGAGUCCUCGCCCGACACGCUGCAGCAGCAGGAGUCGCUGUCCAUCUCGGGCCAGUCGGCGCGCCACCUGGUGAUGCAGCGCCUCAUGCGGCGCCGCGCCUCGCGCACGCUGCUGCUCUGCAACAUGGUCUCCGCGGACGAGGUGGACGACGCGCUGCACCACGAGAUACAGGAGGAGUGUUCGAAGUGGGGGCGCGUGGAGCGGCUGGUGAUCUACAACGAGCGGCAGAGCGAGGAGGACGACCCGGCGCAGGCGCACGUCAAGAUCUUCGUGCAGUUCGCGGGGUCCGAGGAGGCGGGCGCCGCCGCCGCCGCGCUGCACGGACGAUACUUCGGAGGACGCACCGUGCGCGCCGCGCUCUACGACCAGGACCUCUUCGACCACGGGGACCUCUCGGGCUGAGGUCCCCGCCCCCGCCCCCCCUCGCCGCGCUCUACGACCAGGACCUCUUCGACCACGGGGACCUCUCGGGCU
Messenger RNA from Achroia grisella, 2148 nucleotides. RefSeq names its product poly(U)-binding-splicing factor half pint (gene hfp). Gene Ontology annotation, biological process: alternative mRNA splicing, via spliceosome; mRNA splice site recognition; regulation of alternative mRNA splicing, via spliceosome. The transcript is spliced from 10 exons. The record is from RefSeq and is a predicted model, not a curated record. The coding region runs from base 286 to 2076 and encodes 596 amino acids. Gene Ontology annotation, cellular component: precatalytic spliceosome; catalytic step 2 spliceosome. Gene Ontology annotation, molecular function: RNA binding. NCBI's taxonomy places the organism in Eukaryota, Metazoa, Arthropoda, Insecta, Lepidoptera, Pyralidae.